AUGGAUAAGAGAAGUUUUCGGCACAAGGACCAUGCUGAAACAAGCUCGUCCCGCCCUCCAAAGCGACGAAAGGCUUCCAACCAUGACCUGGGCAAUGUGGUUCAUGAGUCGCGAAAGGGCUCGACCUCCAUACAACAUGACCAUUACAGCAUCGCCUGGAUCUGCGCGCUGCAUAUAGAGCUGGAAACAGCUUGGGCCAUGCUAGACGACAUUCACGAUCCCCUGCCUCAAAGUGCGAAUGAUAGUAAUACCUAUACACUGGGAAGUAUCAACCACCACAAUAUCAUUAUUACAUGCCUGCCAGCUGCCCAAUACGGAACGAAUAACGCGUCAAGCGUAUUAAACCAUCUAAUGUAUACCUUCCCAUCGAUCCGGCUGUGUUUGACGGUGGGGAUAGGUGGUGGCGUCCCAAGUCAGGUUGAUGUGCGUUUGGGUGAUAUCGUCGUCGGAACAAGGGUGAUGCUGUAUGACCUUAAGAAAACCGAUAACGUCCAGGAAACAGCCAUUCCUAAGAUUCUUGACCAGUUUCUCGGGACAGCCGUGUCUGCCCUCCGUUCCAAACACGAGCUGGAGCCCAGUCGAGUCCCAUCUAUCUUACAGGAGAAGCUGGGAGGACUCCCCGAGCACGGUCGCCCGAGCUCGCCAGAUCGCCUCUUCUACGCGACAUAUGAUCAUGAAUCUCCAAUAGCUAGCUGUGACGGAUGCGACCGUUCGAUGCUGGCGCCACGAAGAAGACGGAUAUCGGAUAAUGUGCAGAUCCAUUAUGGCGGGAUCGCCUCAGGGAACCAAGUCAUGAGAAGCGGCACUACCCGGGACGAACUUGCUCGACAACUCGAUGUUAUAUGUUUCGAAACGGAGACUGCUGAUCUAAUGAACAAUAUGCCUUAUCUCCCAAUUCGAGGAAUCUGCGACUACUCGGAUUCUCACAAGGGCAAAGAAUGGCAGAAGUUUGCCGCAGCGACCGCGGCUGCAUACGCAAGGGAACUUCUCGAGGAGCUUCCCGUGGCCAAAGUGCAUGCAGGAAUUGAUUGCAUACCCAAUCCCCUACAACUUCGAGUCACUGCUGCUCACUCUAGAUGUUUAGACCCAAGUUCAUCGCACGAACACCGGCAGGGCUUGCUGAAGUCCCUCAAAUUUGAGCAAAUCGAUUCUCGUCAAUCAACCAUCGAAAAGCCCCACGGUAAAACGUGUCAAUGGUUUCUCAACCACCCCGACCACCAGGCAUGGCUUGAUCCCGGAAAAGUAAGAGAACAUAGCGGCUUUUUGUGGAUCAUGGGCAAGCCAGGUGCUGGUAAGUCGAUAAUCAUGAAGUUCGCAUACAUGCAGAGCAAAGCUCGCCAUAAGCCUGCUAUCACUGCUGGCUUUUUCUUCAACGCCCGAGGCGAAUACUUGGAAAGGUCAAUUUUAGGGAUGUACCGAUCUCUGCUACUCCAGCUGCUUGAAGGGUACCCCGAUCUCCAGACAGUCUUGGACGAUCCAGACCUUGUUUCUCAGAGUCAGAGUGGUUGCCCUUCCUUGAAUGUGCUCAAGGACCUCUUUCGCAACGCAGUUUCCGCCCUUGGUCAACGCUCAUUUACCUGCUUCAUCGAUGCUCUCGACGAGUGUAAUGAACAACAAGCUAUGGACACGGUCCAAUAUUUUGAAGGGCUUGCAGAGCAAUCCUUGGACAAGGGCGUCCCGCUCCGGGUCUGUUUCUCUAGUCAACAUAAUCCCCAUAUCGUCAUUCAACAGGGGAACCAGCUGAUACUGGAGGAUCAGCCAGGUCAUACCGAAGACCUGGCGCAGUACGUCGCAAGUCACCUCCGAAUCACAGACCGGACGCUUGUCGAGGAGCUGCAGCCCAAACUAGUCAGCAAAGCCGGUGGGAUUUUUCUCUGGGUCGUCCUAGUUGUCGACAUUCUUAACAAAGAAAGCGAACGAGGUCGAAUAGCUAUAAGAAAGAGACUGGUGGAAACUCCGAGUAGCUUGAAUGAACUUUUCAAGGACCUGUUAAGGAGGGACAACAAGAACAUGGAGGAGCUACUGCUCUGUAUCCUCUGGAUCCUCUACGCAAAGCGGCCAUUGAGACCAGAGGAGUACUAUCACGCACUAUGGUCUGGAUUGUCCCUGAAGAAUCUUGCCGACCCUGAAAUCCCGAUUAUUACCGACUCUGAAGGCAGUGACAUCUUCGCAAGAUAUAUCAUCAGCUCUUCGAAGGGACUCGCUAAAAUCACGAAAGCCAAGCAACCAACCGUGCAAUUCAUACACGAAUCCGUACGAGAUUUUCUCCUCAAAGAUGGUGGUCUCCAUGAGUUGUGGCCUGAUCUUGGAUUUAACCGGAAGAACCGAAAGAGCCGAAACCAUAACAGGCUCAAAGAAUUUUGCGACUCAUAUAUGAAUCAUCAAUUGCUGCAUGCAUCUAUGAAUGGGAUAAAAUUGAAAACUACGGAAAUAUCAAAGUGGUAUCCUUUUUUGGAGUAUGCCAGUCAGAAUGUUCUCUACCAUGCCAACGCUGCGGCGGAUGCGGUUCCUCAAGACCACUUUCUAUCUCGGUUUCCCGUUUCCAACUGGAUCAGCCUCAUCAAUCUUUUUGAAAAGUUCAAAAUUCGUCAAUACAGCCCGGAUGCAAGUCUCUUCUAUCUUCUCGCAGACAAAGGAUUCUCGGAGCUCAUCCGCACAAGACUCGAAGAUGAUCCGCAUGUUCAUGUUCUUGGAGAGCGAUACGGGUACCCAUUGUUUGCCGCUUUGGCCAACGGUAACAAAGAUGCUGUUGCUGCUCUUCUGAAUUCGCCCUCGAGCAUCUGUAACGGAGUCGAUAUUACAGAAGGUCUGAAUUGCAGAGAAGACUUGAAAAGAUACAAAAAUCGAACACCGCUAUCUUGGGCUGCCCAGGAUGGUCGGGUGGGCAUUGUCAAGCUGCUUCUACAGACAGUAACGACCGUUAAUGACGUGGAUAGGGGGGGGCAAACGUCACUUUCACGGGCUUCAGAGAAUGGCCAUGAGGCUGUGGCGAGGCUUCUCAUCGAGAAGGGAGCCGAUGUCAACGCCAGAGAUAAUAGUGGGUUCACACCACUUUCAUUGGCCUCACGGAAUGGUCACGAGACGGUGACGAGGCUUCUGAUCGACAAGGGAGCCAACAUUAAUGCCAGAGAUAAUGAUGGGAUCACACCACUUUCAUUGGCCUUACAGAAUGCUCACGAGGCGUUGGCGAGGCUUCUUAUCGACAAGGGAGCUGAAGUCAAUGCUAGUGAUGCGUUUGGAUCGACACUACUAUUAGAGGCCCUAGAAAAGAGCCACGAGGCGAGGCAGAAUGAUAUGCAGAGAGACGAGAAGGUUCAUUUUAGGAGAGACGAGGGGACCUCACAGCUCUUGCACUGCCCAAUACUACCGAACUGCUCUUUGGCACCAUCUAGUAAUUUCUGGACGGACGCAGAAGUGAAAGAGCAUGUCAAGAACUGCCACCCAGGCCGGCGACUCGAUCCCACGCUGGCGCCUCCCACAGACUCGGGAUACGCGUCCGCGCCAGGGAUGGAGAGCGAGAUUAACAAGUCGGAAAAUCAUGGCGACCAGGCUGCUACACAGUCUAUGCAGGAGCGGACCGAGCAAGACGUUAGUGACACGGCUACAGAGUAUUCGAACACAUCCAGCGCGAUGUUUUCGAGGCAGCAGACUUACAUAUGGGAGCUGGCAGACGACUUGUUCAGGAGGAUCGGCUCGUUGAAUGCGGACGAAAAGACACAAGGAAAGGUCUCGGCGAUUCUGCCCGAGCUGCUCAAAGCCUUUGCACUGAAGAUUGGGCAUGAUGCCCCGACCCAAAUGCAUCGGGAUGUUAUGGCUUUUGUGCAUAGGCAUAGACGGCGAGUUGAUUGUUCUCGUGGCCCGCGUGAUAUUCUGACAGCUGUACGCGUUAGUGAAAUUGCCGCGGCCUUUACAGAUAUGGGGAUUAUAAACGAGGAAGAUAACAUCGAGCAAAGCACGCCCGAUUCGAAUGCAAUGGGCCCAGAGGAGCGCGUAAGCCGUUGGCUUAGGGACGAAAGCAUUGAAGAAGCCGGACAGGAGGAAGAGUGUCAGAUGUCAUCCUCCGCGACUCCCACAUUCGUGGGUGUGGGAGAUGCGGAGGAUGAGGACGAGUCUGAGCCUGAGCCUGAGCCUGAGCCUGAGCCUGACAAUUGGCUCAAUGCAUACCGAGAGUUCGUCUUCAGCACUGAUGCUUUCAAAUGGCUACUGGCACGCUUGCGGAAGGAAAUUAAUCUCGUUCAUACGGAACCGAACACCAUCCAAGUAAUUAGAGAAAGGAUUAUAUCAUCACUCCCUAUACCUCACAAGAUUAGUAGGAAACUACCUUCUUACACCUACAGUGUGAGAUUUGACCUCGAGUGGGACAUAUUUCAAUUUUUCAAGGCACAGAAGUAUUUAAAGCCGCCGGAUGAGGUGCUUGAAGGUGUCAUCACUUUGACGGGGUCUUGUUUGGACGCGCAGGCGGCAACUUGUGCUCAGUACAUGCACCAGACUUGGCCGUUGGCAGGGGAGGCCACUCUACAAUUGGUCAAGGAUAUACUCAGAGACGGAAAAUGUCAUUCUUCUGUGUUAGCCGACGGAACGAAGCUCAGCGCGUGGAUCAGCAAUUCGAGGUUCAUUGCCGAAGCUUAUGGUGUGUCUGAUUCUGUUGCAGAGACUGGAGAACAGCUUGCCUGGCUUGGAGCCGCUUUAACAACUUCGACAAGACAGAACAAGCUCGUCUACUGCACGCCGAUCAUCAGUAAGAUUGUCCAGAACAACACGCCAUCGCCUCAGGUCGGAUUUCAGUCAUCAUCGAUCGAUCUCACUUGCAGAAUCGAGUUUACAACAGAAGAGGUACCGCAAGCCCCCGGCACUAUUAAUGGCCAGUGCUGGCAUGAUUUUUUCAAGAACCCAGUUGUCGUAAGGGGAUAUCCCAUUCCCAAGCGAAUGGAGUGGGCUACCGGCCUGGAGAUUCCUAUCAAUAUUAUGGCGAGACUAGCUCGGUCGCAACAAGUCGAUAGGUUUAAAGACAAGGUCUACAUCAAGGGCUUCUCAACGAUGUUGGUUCCGACCCGGCAGAAUCAAGAUAUUCUUUACUGGCAUUUAAUUUAUAAUAGGAACGGGGGUCGGAUAUCUUAUCUGGAUGAUUUUAUAGACCAAAAUCCGCAGUUUACUCACUGCAAACUAGAAUCCCUAGAAAACAUUCGCCAUGUCUUGGGAUGGUGCUCGAAGGUCCAAUUCAAUGCUGGUUCGACCUUAGCAGAUUACCCUCCCGUCGCCCAUUCAUGCCUUCCCGAACCACGGAAAGGGGGUGCGCUCACCAACACUUAUGUGUAUCGGGGGCAGACCAUCGAAGAGUCGUCCUGCCAAUUAGGUGCUAAGGAUACACCCGUUCGAGAAACUCAUGAUCCUUACCACGAGCGGCUGAACUGGAUAUCCACCAAGUUCGUCCUCCUCUGGGAUGAGCACGACAAACGUGGUUGGCUCAUUAAUGGUACGAGUGCUCUAUUGCAUGUUGUACGAGCAUCUUUGGCACAUGAUGGGACCAAAUUUCGAUCUUCAUGGGCUUUUAAAAGCAAGGACCUGCAAGUACCGGAUGGACCCUUCAUGGCCAACUCUUCCAUUGACCUGCUGAACAUACCUGAGAACCUGGACCUUGCCCUGUUUCGCAAGGAUAAGAAUUCUCUUCUUAGGAGCCGGGUUGAGUAUUUCUGCAACGUGUUGGAGAAACUCAUCGACCAUCAGGCGGACAUUGCGGGAAAUUACGGCGUGAAAAUGAGUAGCAUGCCGAGAACGUGUCUUGAGGGCUGGGACUUCGAGGACCUGGCAAUGAGGAUCGACCGGUUGCCUUCUCGCGCGGCAAAACUGAAGGCGCACGGCAAAGCAUGGGUUGACUUCACGAGAGCCAUUCAAGCUGUCACGUUAGUUGGCAGUGGCUUUGGCGAUAUUAUCCAGCCGAAUAACCCGGAUAUUUGCAGUGACUGGGCCAAGCUGCCAAAACACCAAUAUUACAUCGCAAUGUGCGUCUCCGAUUUCAGCAGGGUGGUCAAAAAGCAUGGCUUUCACGACGAUGGCCGCAUUCGGCUCAGCGAUAGCCUAAUAUGGCAUACUCCAAAGACUAUCUUCGAGUCUUGUCAAUGCAGCGGUGCCUCAAAUCAGGGCGGUUGCGAUCCAGUACAAACGGUUUUCCCGUUGGCACUUUCUAGCGAGUUACCUGAAGAGUCACGUCGUUCAAACAGACGACAAUUGAUACUUGGACCCGCAGAAGAUAAAGGAGCUCUCAUUUUUGGACAUAACGCCGAUUUCUCGUGGGUCUGGGAGGACGCAGGUCAUCCAAAGAAAUGCAACCUCGAAGGCCCGGGUUCACCUAGUGACAGCGGUAUUGGUUCAACUCUGACAACGUAUUCGAGUGACGUCCAAACAAACACUACGGCGAAAAGAUAUCCCCGAUAUCGUUACACUGUCGGGAUCAUUUGCGCUUUAUCGAAAGAGUUGAAGGCAGUACGGGCUCUGUUUGACACCCCCAACGCCACGCCCGAGACACCAGACGGGGAUGAUUGUUAUUAUGCGGCCGGCCAAAUGGCGCGGCACAUGGUCGUAGCCGCAUGUCUCCCUACCAGCGGGUAUGGGAUCACCCAAGCCGCUAAACUGGCAUUGAACAUGAAACGCAGCUUCAGCGGCCUUCAAUUCUGCCUCUUAGUUGGCAUCGGUGGCGGUGUGCCCUCAGAGCAGAACGACAUUCGCCUUGGUGACGUGGUCGUCGGCAUUCCCCAAGGCAUCUACUCCGGAGUAUUUCAGCACGAUUUCGGCAAAGAGAAAGGGAGCAGCGGCUUCGAGCGAACGGGUUGGUGCCAAGGCCCUCCAGACAGCCUCACCAAUGCCAUCAGCUUCUUGCAAUCCGAUCCGAAGCCGACGGACGAUCCACUACGCGAACAUCUCGACAAAAUCUCCUCAACAAUUCCCCCGACCGAUGAUGGGAAGCCUCACAAAUACCGCCAUCCAGGACAGGAGCUCGAUAAGCUGUUCGAAACCUGUUCAACGUGUCCAUCAUCACAAAAUGACUGCCCUAGAGGGGGAUCUCAUGUACGACAGCGCGGCCCGCGGCCGACCAACAAGCCGAUGGUUCACUUCGGACUCGUGGCGUCAGGAAACUGCGUUGUUAAAGAUGCAGCGUUCCGCGACGACCUAGCUCGCGAGCAGCCCGUGAUGUGUGUCGAAAUGGAAGCCGCUGGCGUGGUCAAUACGUUUCCGUGCCUCGUGAUUCGCGGUAUCUGCGAUUACUGCGAUGUGCAUAAGAAUGACGACUGGCAGGAAUAUGCGGCCGCUACGGCGGCGGCGUAUGCGAAACAUUUGCUCAGCGAGACUAGGGUUCCUAAACGUGGACGGUCAGAAGAUGAGGAGGCACGAGAGAGCGGUAGGGUACGGUAG
Messenger RNA from Clonostachys byssicola, 7407 nucleotides. NCBI's taxonomy places the organism in Eukaryota, Fungi, Ascomycota, Sordariomycetes, Hypocreales, Bionectriaceae. The record is from the annotation of a GenBank genome assembly.